Messenger RNA from Helobdella robusta, 2509 nucleotides. RefSeq lists its product as hypothetical. The record is from RefSeq and is a predicted model, not a curated record. Bases 199 to 2373 code for a protein of 724 amino acids. NCBI's taxonomy places the organism in Eukaryota, Metazoa, Annelida, Clitellata, Rhynchobdellida, Glossiphoniidae. The transcript is spliced from 10 exons.
ACGAGAUAGUUUUAACGAGAUACCUAAUUUUUUUCCAAUUUUUUAAAAAUUAUAUUAAAUUAAUAAAAAAAGUGUAUUAUUAUUAUUCAGUUUAGUGUCAUAAUGUGAAGUUUGAAUUAAUAAUUUUGAUAGUUUUAAACAUAUUCACCCAUUGUAAUAAGAGCUACUUCAUUUGAUUGAAGUAAAAAUACUACAGCUAUGAGGCACUUGACGCUGAUUUUCCUACUCUACAUCAUCCACAGGGCGAGUCCUUGUGUGAAGUUGAGUCAAAUAUGUUGUCAGGACUACGAGAAAUCCUUCCUGCAGUGUUCCAGUACCCUGGAAACACCAUCCGAUUGCCUUUUCAUCAAAGGAAAUUACUUUUCAAACUCAUCAACUUUUCCACCACCGUCGUUGUCGUCGUCUUUCUUGAAACCAUCACCAUCAUCUUUUUCACCAUCGUCGUCGUCAUCACUUGCACGUAAAGUUGAACCCACGAUGAAAAUAGACAGGAAGAGUCUGAAUGACGAGUUGAUGUUGGAGCUCGAAUGGGAUAUCUCGACAGCGGAUAUGAAGUACGUCAGAGGGUUCUUAUUAACUCUUGACUUCGUUUGGGAUGGAAGAAAUCACAAAAUUUUAAGGUCAUUUCUGAUCAAAGGGGACAAAUACGAAGGCCCUGACGGCAAAACCACAAAAAAUAAGCUGGUGACCUUUAGACACGACUGCAUAACACUCUUUCCGAGUGUCCAGUACAGUUUAACGUUGACAACUUUUACGUCACCGUCGUCCUCUUUUCCAUUGUCAUCUUCCUUAACGUCAUCAUCAUCGUCAGCGUCAUCAUCCUUUUUCGUGCAAUCUUCGACAAUAUCUACUGAGUUCUUCUCUCCGGACAAUCACAUUGGAAAUCAUGACAUUCAUGAAGCUAGGGCGAGCGGGGAAUGGACGGCAACGUUGAAAUUGAGAAUUUUCUUCGGCACGGCAUCAAGCAUGAUGGCCUGCUUCCACGUGGCCCCCGCUAAAUUUUUAUUCUACAGUUACUACCUGUACCUUAGUCGAGGCCUUGAGCACCCGAACAUAAAAGAACACACACACAACAUCACUCUCGACCCAGCAAAAAACGCCGGUGAGCAGAGAUGCGUAAUGUUCAGGAACAUUGAGGAUGGAGUUUAUUACAUCUUCUUAAGACCAGCGUCGGUGCAUGGUUGCACGUGCAAAGACUACCUCUCUGACUUGGACGUUGAACCCAGUUGCGUGGAGUACUGCCUGGUCACACAAGUUGGGCCCAUGUCCGUCAAAUAUGGAAAAGUCAUUCCAACUCUUGGAAUUGAAGUGGAUUUCGACUACUCUAACUCAACGACGACGACAAACAACAACAACAACGCGACAAUUCACGCAAACAACGAGCCCACAACACAUGUCAUUGAUAUUUCACUACUUCGCAUUUUGAUGUCCAUCCUUGUUGCCCUUGUUAUCGCUCUUGUUUGCGCUUUGAUCAGCAUUUUCGUAGUUGUGGAGCUGCGCAAAAAAAUAGCGAAAAAAAAUUUUAAGAAAUAUCAAAUAAUAAAUCUAAAGCGAGCUAUCUCAACAAAUCCACCCAACAAUAUUGUUUUGGUUUUCUUGGAUGUUAACAGCAGCAGCAGCAGCAGCAAUAACAGCAACGACAAUAAUGUUUGUUGGCCAAUGAAUGAAACAGAAAUUAAUUCCACUUUAGAUGCGUUGAAAGACGACUUGCAACAACAUCGCGACAUCAACUUUACAUUCAUCUACCUAUCUAACUGCGAUUCCAAUGUUGAUGAGAUACUAAAUAACGCGAACAUGGCUACAAACAACAAAAACGUCAGCAAAACUAUCCUAGUGGUUCACUUCAGCACAAACGCAAACCAAUUUACAAAUGACUACCGUAGAAAAAAGAACAAGUUUUCCAAACCCAGCGUCAAUCAACAACAACAUCAGCAACAAAUAGGCCUCAACAUACAACAACACCCUUGUCACUUGACGAAUCCACCACAACAAACAGUUCAACGUCAACUCUUGAAGAAUUUAAUUAAAUUCCAACUGCACAAAAUUCGAAUAGACUGCAUAGGAAACGUUAUUUUUAACAACAACAAUGAGAAAGUUGGGGAAGAUAUAAAGAAGAACGAUGACAAGAUGGCUGAAGUCAAUGUCGACGACGUCUGCUUUUCCACUGGAACGAAUGACAGUGGCAUAUCGUCUGGAACGUUCAAAAACACCCACAGCAGCUCAACAGUCGUCCAAAUAUUUGAAGACUUUGGCAUUCAGGUUUACAAGUCGUUCGACUGGUUCAACUAUCCUCUCUAUGGCAAUAACGGGAGUGAUUUAUUUUUAGCUGACGAAAACGAUGAAAGUAUAACGAAAGAUCGUGACGCUCGAUGAAUGACGAUGUUGGAUGAUUCAACGUUAGAUAUGACGUUGUGAAUUAACUAACUGAACAUGUUUUUUGUUAUUUUUUUUAAGCCGAAAUUUAUAGUUUUUGCAUAUGCUAAAAAUACACACACAUACACACACACAC